GGGGACAAGUAGCGCAAGAAGCUUUCUUCCAACGUUUCUCGUGCACUAUAUUUUCUGUUUUGUUUCAAUAAGAAGGAUAAACUGUAAUCAUCUUUUUCUUUAAUCCUUGAGAUCCCCCAUCAUGCUGGGUAGAAAGAUUAUCAGUGGCUCUAUAACAAUCUCGCGAUCAGCGAUUUUCUUACCCAAGAAUUCAAUGCACAUGAGGUUGCCAACCCGUGGCGCUCUGGCUUCGACUUUUAUGUCUCGAGAAUAUCAUGAUGAUGUAAUUUCAAAGUCCAGGCCGAAAAUGACUGCAGAGGAGAAAACAGCAGUGAAGGAUGCAGAGGGGCCAAAUAUUGAGAGGUCAACUGAAGUGGCGAGAAAUAAGGUAGAUGGAAAAAUGGGGAGAAGUCCGAAAAGAGGAGGAAGACAAUUGCGGAAAUGGAUGAAGAGUUAAGGGCGAAGAUGGAAGGAAGAGAGGGUGCAGCUGGGGUUUCGUAUGAAGGAGGAAAGCCGGUGACCGAUGGAUUUGGUAGGGGAGUGAAGAGUAACAUGUUCAGGGUCAUUUGAGGAGGUCAAGGUUAAGUUUGCAUGGAAGUAGUGGAGGAGAAAAGUCCCAGUGGAAUAGAACGAUGAAGAAGUGAGAGCUUGGGACUUCACAAUAUACGAAUGCCGAAGUCUAUAUUGCAUUACUGCAAUGUCAAACUAUUCACACUGUCAACGAAACUCGUCAAAUCGACAUUUCGAGUGUCUCAAUACAUUUCCAAUAAUGGAAGUCGCUUUGAAACGAUUAAAAUGCUGCAUGCUCUCAAGUUAAGAAGGCUCGGGUUCACACGCCAUUUUAUUCACAAGAGAUUCCCCUUUAAUAAAUGCAGUCAUGAGAAGCCACGGCCGUGUCUCGACUACCUUCGCAAAUCCCUAAGAAAUUCAUGUCUCCAAUUCUAUCAAUUACAAUACCUACACGUCAUUAUCUAUCAAAAAAUGUGUCUUUGCUUAUUCUGGCUCAAAUGCAAAUGUAAGAUCGUUCGUCAAGACCAGAAUGGCAGUCGCAAUCAACAUGACCUUGAUGAUCGAAUAUCUCAAUCUGAGAGUGCUUCACAUUCAACGCGUUUAAAGGGGGUCGAAAAAAAGAAUUACAACACAAUGAGGCACCUUCAUUCUCGUAAUUCAAAUGAACAAAAACACCCCAAUAACGUUACCCAAAGGACGGAUUCUGGGCAUCGAAAAGAAUGGUGGUGCGAAAAUAUCUCAUAUACCAAGACUGAGAAGAACGAAGACUGUCAGGAUUACGAGAGACUCAAGAAGGAACACAGGCUUGUGAACAGGAGAAAAGAUGGACGAUAGCCUGGAGCUGGAAGCGGGGAGCGUUAACUCAUUAGACAGAUAUCCUCAGAUAUAACUUUGGGCUUUCAAGAGUGAAAAGAUAGCCGCUAACGGAGACCUCAGCGGACACUUCAGAGACGGAAAGCCACUAUCACAAAAAGAAAAAGCUCAAUCUGAGGAUGAUGACGGUCUUGGUUCUUGCAAAAGGUCUUUGCGGGCUUUGAUGGAGAAACGGUGACCAAAUAAUAAGCGCGAUAAAUUCGUGUGCGUUGUUGAGAAGAUGACGUUGGUAAUGAAUGAGUUAGAAGAAUAUAUGGCUUCAUAUGUCUUUUGGUUUCUCUUCUUCCAAGAAUGAGAAACUCGGAGAGGAUAACUCGGAGGAGAAAUUGAAUGCUGCAGAAUUUGCAGCAGAAUUUGAAAAUAAAUUGAUUGAAUUAGAUUAACUAUGCGCGUCUCGAUAUUGCGCCUUUGGAGGGGGAUCGUUCCAGCUUUGAACUACUCGAGCUGCACAAGAAGAUUUUUCUAGUCAAACGCGCGCCUGGGAAUGGAUGCAUUUUGCGCGACCAUCGGUACCAGCGUAACUUUUGCAUAGAUUUCUGAAGUGUUUCCGAGUGAUUAGAUGUCUGGGUAGUGAAAGCGAUUGUAUAAAUUCGAGGUUGGCACAGAUUUAAGCAUGGCGUCAUUAGAGCUGUAUAACUGAGGUGUAACAUCGAAUUCUUGAACGCUUUGUGUUUAAAAAGAAUGCAUAACCUGGCUUGCUUCAUGCCAGCACAGCCCUAUGUAGCAUGGAAUAGAGUAAGGGGAACAACAAGAGGAUAGAAUACAUUGAGAAGCGAACAUAGGAUAAGAACAGUGUAGACAACACAAAAAUCAAUGCCACUAUCUUUAAAUCUUGAUCCA
Botrytis cinerea B05.10 is the source of this 2202-nucleotide messenger RNA. RefSeq lists its product as hypothetical. The record is from RefSeq and is a predicted model, not a curated record. Bases 122 to 436 code for a protein of 104 amino acids. Lineage: Eukaryota; Fungi; Ascomycota; Leotiomycetes; Helotiales; Sclerotiniaceae. The transcript is spliced from 2 exons.